Molecule: messenger RNA, 1299 nt
Organism: Encephalitozoon romaleae SJ-2008
Lineage: Eukaryota; Fungi; Microsporidia; Unikaryonidae
Product: N2,N2-dimethylguanosine tRNA methyltransferase
Exons: 1
Coding region: 1-1299 (432 amino acids)
Biological process (GO): tRNA N2-guanine methylation
Cellular component (GO): nucleus
Molecular function (GO): RNA binding
Source: RefSeq, a predicted model, not a curated record
AUGGAAGCCAAAAUCGAUGCCAAGGAAGUGAUCCUAGAAGAGUCAACGGUAAUUACGAAGAACGAGUGGACGUUCUUCAACCCUGCACAGAAAUUGAACCGAGAUAUAUCUGUAGAGCUCAUAAAAGAAUACUUCAAAGACAAGGCCACCAUCAGAAUUUUAGAUGCAAUGUCAGCCACAGGACUGCGAGGAAUAAGAUAUCUUAAGGAAAUAAGUAACUCUACGGUCUACCUGAAUGAUAUUUCCCAAUCAUCUAUCGAAACCAUAAAAUCAAACGUUCUAUUGAAUGGAAUUGAAGACAUGGAGUACUUUGAAUCAAACCUGCAGGAAAUUAGGACAAGUGGAAAUACAAGGGUCAACAUCAUCAAAUCUGAUUGCAAUGUUUUGAUGGGCUCUCUUCCUUGCUUCUUUGAUGUCAUUGACAUAGAUCCCUUUGGGAGCUGCUCUGAAUACAUAGAUAAUGCGCUGCGGGCAAUCAAACACAGAGGGAUUAUAUGUCUUACUGCAACAGACAAGGGGGUCCUAUGCUCUAAUGAGCGAAAGUGUCUCAUAAAGUAUUCUACGGCCAUUAUGAGGGGUGUAGGGAUGAAUGAAACUCCCUUGAGGACUAUUGUGUCUCUAGUAUCAAGGCAGGCGUCGAAAUUUGGCUGUAGUGUGGAGCCAGUGAUGUCUCUGAGUAUCGACUUCUAUGUCAGAAUAUUUCUUCGGAUAGUGAGAAGAAAUCCAAGGUCUGUGAUUGAAAGAAACAGCUUUGUACUGAUGUGCAGAUGCCAUAACAUUACUGAAAUAAGCAACGUACAAAAGGAGAUUGACAACAGAUGCAGCAAUUGCGGUGGAAGAAUGAAGUUGUGUGGGCCGUUCUGGAAUAGGGCUUUGAAUGACACAAGUGUAAUCAAGAAUGUUUUGAACAACACAAGCAGGGAUAACAAAAGAUUGAUUGGAAUCCUGAGGUAUCUGGAACAAGAGCUACCAAACAUGUUUUAUUAUGAGAUUCCAAGGCUAUGCUCCAUCCUAGGCAUCAGUACUAUCAAGCAGUCCAAACUGAUGCAUGCUUUGGCAAACAUGGGGUAUCUGGUAUCCUAUACACACUCUGAACUCAAUGCUAUCAAGACAAAUGCACCAAUUGAUUCAAUAAACAAGGUGUUGCUAUUGAGCAACUCAAACGAUCAAGAAAGGAUAAAGGAGGCUGGAAUAAGGUUCGAUGAGAAUGAAAGUGUAAAGGCCCUUGAGGCCAUGGAGUUCUUCAAGGGGCUUCUGAAGUCUGGGAUGGGGCCCCUUUCUCUUCCCAGGAGAUAUUAA